Molecule: messenger RNA, 7593 nt
Organism: Pteronotus mesoamericanus
Lineage: Eukaryota; Metazoa; Chordata; Mammalia; Chiroptera; Mormoopidae
Gene: PLCXD3
Product: phosphatidylinositol specific phospholipase C X domain containing 3
Exons: 3
Coding region: 190-1155 (321 amino acids)
Biological process (GO): lipid metabolic process
Cellular component (GO): synapse
Molecular function (GO): phosphoric diester hydrolase activity
Source: RefSeq, a predicted model, not a curated record
GAGGCACUGGGGAGCAUGGGGUGUUUGGAAUAAUUAUUAAAAUCCGCGUGUGUCUGCGCCAUCCUGUGGGUGUGGCGCAGAGCAGAGUGUAAACUCUAGCGGGGCUGGAGCAAACAUCGGAUUAGAAGCAGCAGCCAGCCAGCCAGCCUGCCCGAGGAGUGCGGGGACCCGCAGCACGCCACCGGCACCAUGGCCUCGUCUCAGGGGAAGAACGAGCUGAAAUUCGCCGACUGGAUGGCAACUCUGCCGGAGAGCAUCCACAGCAUCCCCCUCACCAAUUUAGCCAUCCCAGGAUCUCACGAUUCCUUCAGUUUCUACAUUGACGAAGCUUCUCCAGUUGGCCCUGAACAGCCAGAAACUGUCCAGAAUUUUGUCUCUGUUUUUGGAACUGUGGCCAAAAAGCUGAUGCGGAAAUGGUUAGCCACUCAGACGAUGAACUUCACGGGUCAGCUAGGGGCUGGGAUCCGUUAUUUCGAUCUUCGAAUUUCCACCAAGCCCAGAGACCCCGACAAUGAACUCUACUUUGCUCAUGGCUUGUUUAGCGCCAAAGUCAAUGAGGGCCUUGAGGAAAUCAAUGCGUUCCUCACAGAUCACCAUAAGGAGGUAGUGUUCUUGGACUUCAACCAUUUUUAUGGGAUGCAGAAAUAUCACCAUGAAAAAUUGGUCCAGAUGCUGAAAGACAUUUAUGGCAAUAAAAUGUGCCCGGCGAUUUUCGCACAGGAAGUCAGUCUCAAGUACCUGUGGGAGAAGGACUACCAAGUGCUGGUCUUCUACCACAGCCCCGUGGCUCUGGAGGUGCCCUUCCUCUGGCCUGGGCAGAUGAUGCCCGCCCCCUGGGCCAACACCACAGACCCGGAAAAACUGAUUCAGUUCCUGCAGGCGUCCAUCACGGAGAGAAGAAAGAAGGGCUCGUUUUUUAUAUCUCAGGUGGUGCUGACCCCCAAAGCUAGCACUGUGGUGAAAGGGGUGGCCAGUGGCCUCAGAGAAACAAUCACAGAAAGAGCUCUUCCUGCCAUGAUGCAGUGGGUCCGCACACAGAAGCCAGGAGAGAGCGGCAUCAAUAUCGUCACUGCCGAUUUUGUAGAACUUGGUGAUUUCAUCAGCACUGUCAUAAAGCUCAACUACGUCUUUGAUGAAGGGGAAGCCAACACUUGAUAGUACCACUCUGAGCAUUCAUGAAUAAGAUAGAGAAGACAUGUUGUUAGGCAUACUAUCUAUAAACAAGCUAACCUUCCUAUUCCACUGAGUCUUGGAGGGAAUUAGGGCUGGUAGUGGGUGGGAAGAGGGGAAAUCCAUUUCUCGAGUGAUUAUCAUCAUAGUCUGCAUUAGUAUAAAUAUUUCAUUUCCCAUUUGAUGAGCAAAAUCUACUUCUAGUGCUAGAGGUUUUAAAAAAGAACAGUGAUUUUGUUUUUCAGAAUUAGUCUUUGUGAAGUGUAACUCAUGAGUGUUUACUUGAUUGUGUUUCUGAUUUAAACCUAGAUCUCCUACGCACUCUGUAUCCUCUGACUGAACCUUUCUGCUCGCGCCCUCUCUUGCUCGCUCUUUUUAUCAGAUGCUGUAUGGGACUCAAAAACAAUUGGAUGUCCCAACAGAAUGUGUAUUACAUUGUUGCACUAAAAUUUAUUCAUUGUGUGGGACUUGGUAUAAUAUUCUGUAGUCAUCUACAAUUGGGCAAUCAUUGCUCACCUUUGGUCAUAGAAAAUAUGUGAGUCAUUUCCCCUGCAUCAGUAAUAUUGAAGGCUGUAAUCAGUGAUUUUUGUGUUAUAUGAAAAUAAUAGUGUUUCACAGUAUUUCUAUUUAAGGCAGCUAUAAAUAUAGAGUAAACAAUUCCGUGAAAGAACUAUUUGUGCCAACUCUAUAGUGGAAAAUGGAGGGAGGGGGAUGGGAUGGUUGCUAUUUUCAUUCAAGAAUCUCUUAAUAAUAUUGUCCUGCAAAUGUUCAGUAAAUGAAAAAUUAUGAAUGAAGAGUGUGCUAAAAUCUGAAAACUUUGCAAAGAACUCUUACAAAAGCUCUUCUAACAAUUCACUUGAUUUUUUUUAAAAAGGGGAAGAAGAGAAAGAAGAAAUGAAAGAUUAUGCAGCUUUCUUAUCUAAUUGGGAUUUCCAAAUAUAUAAAUCUAAAUUUCAGAUUUUGAGGAGCAUAUUUCAAGAAGCUUUCAUUUGAGGGCUUUUUUUUUUUAACAUUGAAGAAAAAGGAAGGGUGACAGAAGGAGUCAGAGCCACACUUUCCAAACUAUGUCCAUGAAAUGUCAAGGAUCCAUGAACCAUCUUUGGCAGAUUCUUAAAUACGUGUGAUCUGAGCAGACUUACUGAAAACUGUCCCUGACUCAGCCCUUCUGGGUUCCACCUUCUCCUGGGGUUGAGAAGGAGGUAGAGGCAAGAGUUCCUGUGGUCCAACAUUUGACAGCCCAGAUCUACAAGGAAGAAAAAUGAUAACACAACUAUGAGUAUUGUUUCCUCCUUGCUCUCUCUGUGGUAUUUGACAACUCUAAAAUAAUCUUAAAAGAGCACAAUAACCUUUGCCUAUAUGCCUCACAGGAAUAUUGUGAGGCAUUUAUAAAAAUCUAUAAAAUUUGCUGAAAUUCUUACAAUUAUGAAUUAUUUUAUCUUUAUGUUUAGAAAUAAUUAACACCUCAGUAGUUUCCUGGGAAAACACAAUCAUGUAAAGUAGGGCCAUGGAGAAAUAAAAACAUGCUCUCAGCUUUUAAUUAAUCUAGAUGUCAGCCAUAUGGUUAAAUCUCUUAGACCCAAGCAAGGGAGUUGAUUCCAAGAUUAUAUAGGUCAAGAUUGUACAUAAUUGGGUUGAUAAGAUUAUAAAUGCUCAUUAUCAGAAAAUAGUAUUUAUCAGCAACUACAAGGAAGAAAAACUGUUUCUCCUGAAUAGAUUGUUCAUGAAAAGUGUAUAAGUAUGUGUGGGAGACCAAGUAGCAUGCAUAUACAUGCCACGGGUACGGCCAACAUUCCAGUAGUGUGUAUGUUUUCACCCCCCGCAAUAUGUCAUUAUAUAACCCCUCCUGGGCAGGCAGAGAGAUACAAACACACACAGACACACACAGACAUAGAUGGAUACAAUCAAAUUCUUCUUUUCAAGUGAAAACAUUGAUAAUAUUAAAUAAUUUAAUUUUAAGACUGAAACCCUUAACAAUGUACAAAAAAAGAGUGAAAAGAUCUUUGAAAGUAGAUUCACUGAUCAUAUUCAAAUACUUUCUUGAAGAUAGUCUAGCUUGGGACUUAAUUAUUUGCAAAUAUAAUUUUCUUCCUGCUUUGCAGUUUUAUUGUCUUCUAUCCCUUUCACUUGCUCUGUAUAUGCAACUGAAUAUGAAUCCUUUUUUAAAGUACUGUGGAUUAUUGAAAUGGAUGUCCUGUAAAUUCGCUUUUGGGGCAGAUUUUCUCUCUGACUAUUCAUUAUCCCUCAGGAGGAUCUUUAGCCAAGCACACUUGAAAUGACACAAGGAUUUAACUUAUAUAUACAACAAGAAACAGGCAUUUCAACAUAUUCAUGGAAAAUGAAUAAAAUAUAGAGGUAACUAUGUUGUAUUUUCUUGAACUUAGAUGCUUUCUUAUAAAGUUUGCUUAGAGGUAGCAUUGUAUUUGUCAUUUCGGUGCUGGAAAAAAAAAACAAACAUGCUGAAGGAUUGACUAAUUGUGCAAUUUCUUAACUUGAGGAAGUUUUCUAUCGCUACAGACGAUAUGCACACAGAAACUUGCUUGACAAAAGGUACUUUCAAGCCAAUGUUAUUGUUUCCAGGUGGACACACAGUACCUAUGGAGCAGGCACUGAGAGGAAAGGGACUUGCCUUAAUUUCUAAAGGAGGAAGCAUGUGGAAGUGAACCAUAGGUCUUCCAGCUGGGAAGAGAGUUCACUGGCAGGGAUUUCUUUGAAAGGAGAACAGAGAGAAGGUGCCUUUGGCUGUCCUCUGCUUAUUGGCCCUACACUGGAGCACACUUAGGGGGCUGGCUGUGGGCCUUAGAUAAAGAGGUGUAGGGGAGGGCUAGUGAUACGCAAUCAGAGCCUACCCUCAGCCUAUGCUUCUUUGUCUUAGCUGGGCAUUGUCCUUCUAGACAAGCUAGGAGUCAAGGGCUACAAAUAGGCCCUGAGAUGGUAGGAGGCACAUCUUGCUGCACUUUUUGUAUUGCUUGUUUCUUAAGACUACGUGUCACAAAUUCUGCAAGGCAAAAAACAAAAACAAAAAACCAGAAACAAAAUCCAGCUUUUAAACAAUCUACAGCAGGAAGUCAAAGGACUGGAUGGGAUGAGGAAAAAUAGACAAAGGGUAUCAUUUUUGGUUUGCUUUCCUGUCUGUAAUUUUGAAGGACCAAAACUGAAUGCCCCUGCCAUUAUCAUUCAUGUCUCCCCUAUUACUACACAGUCAUAUGAAUGCAGAGAUAAGAAGGCAUCUUUUAAAAGCCUUAGGAUAUUCUGUAUGAUGACCUCAAUACUCACUUUCAGCCAUAUUGGAAAAAUCAGUUUUCGUGGAGUGCCACCUAACAGUGAAUGUAGCACAGCACAAAGUGUUUGGCAUGUAUACACCUACGUGCCUACACACAUGCAAAUAAAUACACACACAUUACUCAAGUUGAAACUGGCAUCCCACAACCGAAUUCUGUUGCCAUUUUAACUCCUAAAAAUCAGUAUCUCCAAUCUGAGUAGGCAUAAACAUGAUUCAAAUAUUUAAUUAUUUAAGAAGAGAAAAUCACUAGGAAACCAAUUAAAAAAUGAGACCAUGAUAAGUAAGAAAUGCCUAGCAGUAACAGUCUAACUACAUCAUCAAUUACACUGUAAGCUGGCAAAUGGAAUGUGGAUUUGAAUAUAAAUUACAAACCAACCAACCCUGAUCUUAAAGUUGCUUUAAGUACUUUGAGGUUCUGACUUAUUUUAGCCAGGGUCACCUGUUCAGGUUCUCCUGUUUGGAUUUUAGGCUGGAAAGGUGGAAGUCUCAGGAAAUGCAUGUUUUCGUGAGUUUUUCAGUUCUACGGUUUUGGGGAUCCAAUGACACAAUCUCACUCAUCCCAAUGAAAGCUUUAUAGCUAGAGUGCUCGCCUUUUGAACUGCUAAUAGAAAAUUAUGCACAGUGCCCCUCAGGAUAUGCUGAACAAGGUUUUGAAAAGUAUUUUAUUUUACUGCACUUUAUAGUCUUUUCAGCUAGAAUUCAGUGACACAAUGGUGUAAAUGCUGUUUUUGCCAUAACUUAUUGGUGGCUCCUGUGUUACAUGCAGUUCUACAUAGUACUCUAGAUUGUUUGUUUCCCCAAUGACAAUGAUAAAGUGUUCUGUAGAAUCUGUAAAUUGUGUUGAUUGAUAUGUUGAUAAUUGUGUAACUUUUAUUUCAUGUGUGAGACUAUUUUUAGGUAUUAGUUCUAAGUGUAUAAUUGUAUGAGUCAAAAGUAUUUGCUUGUAUGCGGUAUGCGUGCAAGCAUAGUGUAUCUUACAAGAAAAUCAAACUUAUCCUAAAGAAAAAGGGCACAUUAUGAUCAGCCUUAAUUCAUUGCCAUUUUUUUGUUGCCGCAAUUUGGGAUUAAAAUUUAAAGAGAAAUUAUGUCUUUGUUAAAAAUGGCUUUUAAAAAAUCAUAUGAGGAAUGUACUUUAGAACUUAUCUGAGUUCCCACCAACCACAAACCAGAGUUCAGCUUGUAGAGCACUCCGUGCUCCUCAAAAGUUGCGAAGGCCAGUUAAUUUAUUAAAUUCAUCAUCCUACAAUGAGACUAAGUUCACAUUUGUUUCUAUCACCAACAGAACCAGUCCACCUAGAAAGCUGUUCUUCCAUACAUGAAACCCAUUCUUGCUUAAAAGGAUAAGUUUUCCAUGAAAAAAAAAAAUUGUUUCUCCAAAGCAUGAUUUUAAAUAAUUGGAUCUUCUCAAGAAAGAUGAACUCUGUUGGCUCUGAGAGUCGCUAAGGACCCAUCAAUGUUAAGUGGUCCCAACAUGGUUUUCUUUCCAAAAAAUAAGCGUGCAACACUCCUUUAUGCUUUUGCUAUUUGCCUAUGUGUAGUCCAGCAAUAGAAAACUCAUGACUAGUUUGAGCAUCUGCACAGAUUCUCAUGCUCAAAGCAAAAACUCUGUGAUCUUCGUUGGGCCUGGGAUAUGGGUAUGGAACGUUAAUCUUCUUAUUUCCUCUCUGUCUCCAUCCUCAUUACUUUUUUCCUCCCAUAGUUAGGGUUUCCAGAUAAAAUACAGAACACCCAGUGAAAUUCAAAUUUCAGAUAAACAAUACAUAUUUUUUUAGUUUAAGAAUUUCCCAAAUAUUUCAUGAAACAUACUAAAAAAGUAUUCAUUGCUUAUCUGAAAUUGAAAUUUAACUGUAAUUUUUUGUCCUGUAAUUUUUUUUUUGUUAUCUGGCAAAGCUAUCCAUCCUGCCUCUCUUUUUCAGCUGGGCUACCUAAAAGAGGUGAAAUCCUACCUCCUCCCAUACCCCCAUAUUAAGAUACCUCAUGAAUCUCAAUAGUCCUAAUACCCUUCAAGAAGGAGACUGUUGAUUCAUGCCAAGUCCCACAAAUGCUUUAUGAAGCACCAACUCGAAUAUAGAUGGAAUAAUCAAGCAUGUACCUGUAUAAGAUUAAUGCCACCACAUUCAAAAUGUCCCUUCAUUGGCCUGUUGUGAGGUGCAGAUUGUCCCACAUCAUACCCUUAAGGAACAUUUUCCUGUAAUCGGGACAACUAAAAAUGCCCACCCAGGAAAAAUGUCUCUGGAAAGUGACAUCACCUUCUAACUCAGUACCAAGUCCUCUUUUAAAAUUCAAUCUCUUUUUUUUUUUUUUUGAGAGGUAACAAGCUAAUCCAUUGCUCACCUCGUUCUCACCUUACCACAGAUUAUUUCUAUCAGCUUAGAACUGGUCAUCGUUGGAGUUGUAAAAAAAUCUGCUGCAGAAAGGCACUUUCUUGAUGGCCAGAAGAAGGGGAAGGAUUCUGAGGAACAGACACGCCCUGUGGGUGCCUUCUCAGGAGAUUGGGCAGGGCUUGGGCAGCAGGUGGGGACUCGGACACGGAAGUUAGCAUGUGGCAGGGAGACUUGCCAAAGCAAAUUAUAACAACCAGUGCUUUUUCUGAGGAACUGGAAACCCAAGACACCCCAGAAUAAGAACAGGGAGAUCCAAGGCCAGUUUCUACAACAGUUUACUGAGAAGAGAACAAUGGUGGGAUUCCUAAAAUAGAGUUUUCAAAUACUGUUAUAUUCAACAGCAAAUCCUUGACAUGGUUUAAAUGUGGGUGGAGUUUUAGAACAUUUUUGGUACCUACCUCUUCUCUUGAAAUUCCCAUGAGUGGUAAGAAAAUCCCAGUCCUAUAAUACAACAUUUCCAUCUCAUGGCCCUGCUUGCACACAUUUGGGCUGAUUUGCUUCAUUUCUAAAGGACGGGAAUUUGCAGAGCUGGUGACAUUUCCUGCAUUAGACUCCAGAAAUUCACCAGAGGGAGACAGAUCUGUGCCUUCUCUUUUUAGGAUCUGGUCAUUGAUACUUUAAUAAAUGUGGUGUAAAGAAAAUACAUGCCGACAAUUCUGUUUAGCAAAUGUGAAUUUUUUAAAUAUGAUUAUGUUCUUAAUGUAAGAAAAAGUUUCUUUGUAUCCAGUGAAAUGCCUAAUAAAGUCCUGGUACCAGUUA